Molecule: messenger RNA, 1001 nt
Organism: Liolophura sinensis
Lineage: Eukaryota; Metazoa; Mollusca; Polyplacophora; Chitonida; Chitonidae
Product: levansucrase-like
Exons: 3
Coding region: 387-1001 (204 amino acids)
Source: RefSeq, a predicted model, not a curated record
UCUGUUGGUGUCGUUUUGAGGAUGUAGUUACAGCAGUUGCAUAACUUAAUCGUGAAUCCUUGUAUUAAAUUUUAAGCACGAUCUUUACCUCAGAUUAAUGUUAGAAUGGCAUGGUCAUUGGGGAGAAGUUAAAAUCCUAAAUCAACCGCGCCUUUCUCAGCUCAACCGUUGACGUGAGUGCGAAAAGAACUAAGUAAAGACCCCUAGUGACCCUAGCUAGGAUGAUUUGGAAUAGUGACUUGUGCACUCCAGUCUGAAUCCUUUCACUAGUUUUGGGCAGGAAUGCUGUUGUACACACAGCUUGAAAAAGGUUACUAAACUCUACUGAAGACGACAGCUUGAAAACUGCAGAAGAGAACUCUACAUGUAUAUCUGUGGUACUGGUAAUGAAGGAGAGCAAUAAAUUUAUGGAAGAGAACUCUGAAUCAGUUGCCAUGGAAAACAGGAAUAAAUCUAUGCAAGAGAACUCUGAAUCUGUUGCCAUGGAGAACAGCAAUAAAUUUACGGAAGAGAACUCUGAAUCUGUUGCCAUGGAAAACAGGAAUAAAUCUAAACAAGAGAACUCUGAAUCUGUUGCCACUGAGGGCAGCUCAAAAACUACAGGAGAUAACCCUACAUCUGGUGCGAUGGAUGACAGCUGUAAAAGUACAGGAGAUAACUCUAAAUCUGGUACAAAGGACGACUCAAAUAAUACAGGAGAGAAUUCUAAAUCUGUUGUCAUGGAAGACAGCUCAAAAACUACAGGAGAUAACUCUAAAUCUGUGGCCACGGACAACAGCUCAAAAACUACAGGAAAUAGCUCUGAAUCUUUUGUGAUGGAAGACAGCUCAAGAACUACAGGAGAUAACUCUAAAUCUGUUGCCGUAGAGGAUAGCUCAAAGUCUAUGGACGAGGAUAGUGGCCAGCAAUCUCAAGAGGAGAUUGAAGGAAGCUGGAUGUGUGCUUUGAGAAAAGCUGUCAAUUUGACAAUCCAUAAAGUAGCGGCCACCGGAAGGUAUUAA